AUGGAUGGAGCCAACCACUCUGUGGUGUCUGAGUUUGUGUUCCUGGGACUCUCCAAUUUGUGGAUAAUCCAGCUUCUUCUUUUCCUCUUUUCUUCUGUGUUCUACAUGGCAAGUCUGACGGGAAACCUCCUCAUUGUGUUCUCUGUGACUUCUGACUCUAACCUACACUCACCCAUGUACUUCCUGCUGGCCAAUCUCUCAUUUCUUGAUCUGGGCAUUUGCUCUAUUGCAGCUCCCAAAAUGAUUUAUGACCUUUUCAGAAAACACAAAACCAUCUCUUUCGGUGGCUGCAUAGCUCAGAUCUUCUUCAUUCAUGCUAUUGGGGGCACAGAAAUGGUGCUGCUCAUAGCCAUGGCCUUUGAUAGAUAUGUGGCAAUAUGUAAGCCACUGCGCUACUUGACCAUCAUGAGCUCACGAAUGUGCUUUUCAAUUUUGGCGACAGCCUGGAUCCUUGGCCUCAUCCACUCAGUGGCCCAGUUGGCUUUUGUUGUAGACUUGCCCUUCUGUGGCCCAAAUGUACUGGACAGCUUUUACUGUGAUCUUCCUCAGCUCAUUAAACUCGCUUGCACAGAGACUAAUCAACUGGAGUUCUUGGUCACAGCCAACAGUGGACUAAUUUCUGUAGGGUCCUUCUUCAUUCUGAUCAUUUCUUACGUCUUCAUUCUGGUCACUGUUCGGAAACACUCUUCAGGUGGUUUAUCCAAGGCUCUAUCUACUUUGUCAGCUCAUGUCACUGUGGUGGUUUUAUUCUUUGGGCCAUUAAUAUUCUUCUAUACCUGGCCCUUCCCUUCAUCACACUUGGACAAAUUUCUUGCUAUCUUUGAUGCAGUUCUCACUCCUUUUCUGAAUCCUGUUAUCUAUACCUUCAGGAACAAGGAGAUGAAGGCAGCGAUGAGGAAACUUUGCUAUCAUCUUGUGAGUUACAGAAAGUUGUCAUAA
This is a messenger RNA of Heterocephalus glaber (naked mole-rat), 939 nucleotides long. Its product is annotated as olfactory receptor 4F3/4F16/4F29. Gene Ontology annotation, cellular component: membrane. The record is from RefSeq and is a predicted model, not a curated record. Lineage: Eukaryota; Metazoa; Chordata; Mammalia; Rodentia; Bathyergidae. Gene Ontology annotation, biological process: G protein-coupled receptor signaling pathway. Gene Ontology annotation, molecular function: olfactory receptor activity; G protein-coupled receptor activity.